Toxotes jaculatrix (banded archerfish) is the source of this 2699-nucleotide messenger RNA. RefSeq lists its product as uncharacterized. The coding region runs from base 412 to 2118 and encodes 568 amino acids. NCBI's taxonomy places the organism in Eukaryota, Metazoa, Chordata, Actinopteri, Toxotidae. The record is from RefSeq and is a predicted model, not a curated record. The transcript is spliced from 6 exons.
GGGUACCCCGGCUGGAACAGAAGUUGUUUACCCUUUAGCCCAACGCUCCGGACUUAACCUCGACAAACCGAGGCGUGACUGGGAGAAGGGGGCCCUUUAAAUCCAGUCCGCGGGGUUUUACGUAACACAGCGGAGGAAAAAGCCAGGGGGAAGCGCCGGAGAGAGGGGACUUAACGAUCCGGGGAGUGGAUCUGUUGGAGAGGCCAGAGCGCACAGCGCACAGGAACUAGACCAGGCUGAGGAUUUAUUCUGGAGGGCAGGGAAAACUUAUUAGUAACGCAAGUGUGCCAAGGUCAUCAAUCCUUCCGUCCUCCUCUGCUAACCAUACGGUGACCUCUGACAGAAAAGUGAAAUAAGAGGAAGGGGAAAUUGCCAUUUAAAAAGGCCCCAGGGUAUUGAGCGGCCUGCGUCAUGGCAGCCAUUGAUCUGGAGCGUGGGCUGGAGCACAGCGGCAGAGGAUGGGGGCAAGAGAGGCCAGAGCUGAUGGACAACUUUGACUCUGAGAUGCAGGAGUGGGAGGACCAACUGCAGGACAUCCAGAGGAAAAUUGAAGAGUUGUACAAUGAAGUUCAGGCCCGCAGAGGAGCAAACGAUAUCACUACGGACAACCAGAAAAAUGGCGGCGAGUUGGAGUGUGGCCUGGGGCGCCAUGGCAAUGGCCUUUUUACGCCCGGCCAUCACAGCAAGAAUCACCCUGGAGCUAUAACUGUGCCACAUCACUAUAGUAACGGCUGUAACUAUAACCCCAACGGGUACAGCUACCCUGUGAGUCAUCAGAACGGCUACGGUUACUGCCACACCAAUGGCGCAUCAGAGAUUGGAGACUUGUUGCAGGAUUAUUUGGGGCAGGGGAAACAAAUGAGCCGGAAGAACAACGGAACUCGCCAUGUGCACUUCAGUGACACAAUCAAGGUGAGUCCUGCAUACCAGGAUGAGAUCAGAGGAAGAUCUGGAAAUGACAGGCUUGGUCAAGAGCAGUUUCUGGGCAGUUUUGAGGAGACUCAAAACAGGAAGAACCUAGUGUCUCACAUGAAGAGCUCCCCACGCAGAGAGAGUUCCCCUAACAAAGAAAACACAGGUGCCAAGCCCCCUCUUGGACAAAGGGAUGCUCCUGCUGUACAGCCACGUUCUCAGCUCCCGGUUACAACCACUGAAUCUCCUGCUCUGGACAGGAAGUCCUUCAGUCCAGGCGUCUUGGGAGAUAGAAAGUGCAGCAGCCCCUCCAUUCUCAGGAAGUUUGGAGCCAUGCUGCAGGAAAAUGAGGGCAAAAUGCUCACUGAAUCAGGGGUGGUGACCCAUCAGGGACUGGCCCCGGAGCCAAAGUGCCCCACCCCCAGCUGUCAGCGCAGAGCUUUGGGACCCGCUGCAGUCGCCAGCAGGGCGCCCAUGCGUGUGCCUACCCAGAAAUGCCAAGCUGAUUCUGACGUGCUGACAGCAGAGAUAGAGCCCGGCCAAGAAUGGGGGUUAGUAUCAGACUCUGGGAGACAGAACCACAAAGAUCAAAGAGGAAGCUACAGUGGUUCUAAAGGGUCUCAGCCCAGCCCUCAGCCGUCCCAGAGGAGAUCACAGGUGGUGGGGAGCCCAAAGAUAAGACCCAGGGCGAACAGCGGGGCAGACAGAGAUGGAGGAAGGAAGCCUGCUCCUCAACAUGUGGAGCCCAAAAUGGACUACAGGGUGUCAAAUGCUUCCUCUGGAGCUCAGAGGAUUCAGAGGGGUGGGUUAGUGGGACAGGAGUUUCCAGGUUGUGGUCGAGUGAGGGAUGAAGGACUUAUUGAGCUGCUGGACAUGCUGGACAUCCAACAUGAGUACAGCUCCAGUCCCAGAACAGGACAUACAGCUUACAGACAGGAGCCACAGCAGGUAAAUACAGCUGAGUUGUCCCCAGUAAAACCUAAGAGGAGCUUCUCUCGUCCCGCGCGGCCAGCCAACCAGCGACCUCCAUCCAGAUGGGCCAGCCGGACCCCGACUGCCAGGAUCACCACCCCAUCAGGCCCAAUGUACCGACCCCCAAGCCCACUUACUCGCCCCCCAAGCCCCAUGACCAGAACCCCAAGUCCAGCCCUGAAACACCGGUCUCUCAUCUCCUACUCUCUUCAAACUGAGACUGUCAUUAUGUGAUACUCCCCCAUUUCAAUAAAGCUUGAUCCCUUCCCAGGGAAACCCUUCCUGUGGUUCCCACCCAACACCCUCUCUCUGUGUAAAUACUAAGGACUGCUCUGGUAAAGUGCUUUAAGAGAGUUUCUAAGAAGUUCUUCAUUUCAUCUUGAUGCCAUGUUCAAGAUAAAACACAUCCAUGACAUUCUCCAGUGUUGCUGUGGCUUUUUGCUUCUUCUGUGCUCAACACAUCAACAUAUUGCUCUGUUGCCCCCCUCCCCGCCCCAAUCCACUUUCCUCUUUUUUGUAUUGAAUUUCAGGUGUUUUCUGUAUAAAGAGAUUUAGCAUGCAGCCCUAGUUUGAGGGUGCAUGCUCAUGUGUUUAAUCCUCACGGUUGCCAUGUUGAAUCAAAUUCAACCUGGCCGCAAAUGUGGGAGUGGAUUAAGUUGCAACUGUGCUCCCAGCAGCAACCUGCUAACUGUCAACAACAGUGUGUUUUACUGUAUCAUAUUGUCAAAGUAAUAUAUUUAAGAUGUUCAAAUAACAGCUGUGACAAAUGACUAUGAUAUGCCUUUAAUGUAUUUUUUUUUUCUUGGUAAUAAAUA